UGUGUUAAUCGUUACUAUACGUUGUUAUUGUAUGCAUCUAUAUACAUACAUAUAUCAAUUUGCGACGUUGAUAAUUGGGUUAAUUUUGUUAUAAAAUCUAAAAAAAUUAAGUUUAUCAAUUGAGAUAUGAACCUGUAAACGUCAUCGUAAAUCACAAAAUGUGAAGUUUCUCGCGAGAUGGUGGAUUGUAUUACCAUAUGCAACAGCGCUUGCAUAACAUGCAUCUGGUGUAUCCUCUUUUCAGUAUGUUUUCCAAGAUUUUCAAAGAAUCUUAGAAGAGUGGAUUCGAGCGAAUGUUGCGUACGUAGAAAGCCAAAGCAGAAACAUCGAAGAAUACGUUCGCAUGAUUUUCCGAAAUGCUUGAGAGCUGACUCAGAUCAUGAGCGGCGGAGAUUCAAAAAUUCUUCUUGUUGUGAAUAUAAUCGAAAAGAUCAACAAGAAUGUCGAUUGCAUCAUAGGGAAAAAAUAUGCACUCAAUCAGGAAAAUGUCAGAACCUGCAUUGGUGUACAGAAAAGAAUAAGGAAAUCUCGCAGAUAUGUAACAAACAAAUUGAACAUUCAAAUAAUUACAAGUCGGAUGAUUCUUUAAACAAGAGGAAUAGUACAAAUGCAAACUUAAAAUACGAAACAAUCUGCACUGAAGGUCUCCUGACUUCGAAGAUCCAGAUUAUAGACAAAGAUUAAGAAUUUUACAUUGCCGAUAGAGAUUUAAGAAGAGUUAUUUGUCUAGAUUUGUGUUUUCUUUUAAAUAAACUUGA
Trachymyrmex septentrionalis is the source of this 758-nucleotide messenger RNA. RefSeq lists its product as uncharacterized. The record is from RefSeq and is a predicted model, not a curated record. The transcript is spliced from 3 exons. NCBI's taxonomy places the organism in Eukaryota, Metazoa, Arthropoda, Insecta, Hymenoptera, Formicidae. The coding region runs from base 178 to 684 and encodes 168 amino acids.